Messenger RNA from Seminavis robusta, 747 nucleotides. The record is from the annotation of a GenBank genome assembly. NCBI's taxonomy places the organism in Eukaryota, Bacillariophyta, Bacillariophyceae, Naviculales, Naviculaceae.
AUGGGAAAUGUCAAAUCUACUGCAGAAAACGCUGCCAAUGAAACUGUAAUUAGUAGGAGAAUGCCCAACCCAAAGCUGGUGGACCGAGUAUUGGCACCCAUUCGCCAACAAAUCCAAGAUUUGGUGGUGUCUACCGGUAAAUCAUCUAAAGGUGGCCCCAAGAUGAUGCGUGUUUUGGACGUUGCCUGUGGGACGGGAGAUCAAUUGUUCCGGCUGCGACGUGACAACCAAAUAGACUACGGACUUGGGAUCGAUCUGAAUCCAGAAUCCAUUCAAUACGCACGAGAACGAGCUCAAGCGGCUGGAUUAGUACUCUACAACGACGACAACGACAAUCAUGAUUGUUUGGAAUAUCGGAUACAAGACUUGCAAGACUUGCAACAACAACAACAAACCGAAACUGACAAUCAGUUUGACAUUGCCAUGGCAACGCUCUUUUUCCAUGUCGUACCGUGGCCAACUGCGGUGUCCUUGUUGAUGACCAUGAGCUCCAUGGCACCCAAACUGAUCGUGGCAGCUUUUGUCCCAGGAGAGAAAUGGCAAGACAAGCUCUUGCUAUGGCUGGAUCAACGAUUCACAUCGCACUAUGCAGCCUUUUGUCACUAUUUGGAAAAGGGAUCCUUCGAGGGAUUGCUGCAAGAAUGCGACAACUGUUUGGAGGUGGAACAAGUCCUACUCACCAAUGACGCCACCAUUCGAAUCUAUGUGUUGCGAAGCAAAGCGUUCGUGAACGGCCAAGGCAACUAA